This is a messenger RNA of Benincasa hispida (wax gourd), 992 nucleotides long. RefSeq lists its product as uncharacterized. The record is from RefSeq and is a predicted model, not a curated record. Gene Ontology annotation, molecular function: hydro-lyase activity. NCBI's taxonomy places the organism in Eukaryota, Viridiplantae, Streptophyta, Magnoliopsida, Cucurbitales, Cucurbitaceae. Gene Ontology annotation, biological process: fatty acid biosynthetic process.
AAUAGCGCUUCGAUCUCAUCGUUCUCUCACCUGCAAGGCCGAUGCGUGUAGGUUGGAUUUGUGAAUUCAAUUUUUAAAGUAACUUUAAACAUUAAUAAUUCACACACCCUCAUUGUUCAUUCCCACCCUUCACUUGCUUUGAAUUCUCCGCUCUUCUUUCACAGCAAUGGCUGCCACUUCCCAUUCUCUCCUCUCCUUCAUCAAUACUCAAUGCCCCAACAAACCCAGAUGCCUUCUUCCUCCUACAAACUCUAAAUCCCUCUUCAGAUCUCCUUCUCUCUCUUUUCGUUCGAAGUCGCUUCCCACUUUCCGCUGUUCUCUCAAUAAUGAUGACGAUCCCAUUGAAAAGAAAUUUGCAUCUUUUCCCACUGUCAUGGAUAUCAAUGAGAUUCGUAAAAUUUUGCCCCACAGGUUCCCGAUUCUUUUAGUCGAUAGAGUGAUUGAAUAUAAUCCUGGGGUCUCGGUUGUUGCUAUAAAGAAUGUCACCAUAAAUGAGAGUUUCUUUCCAGGGCACUUCCCCGAGAGGCCCAUCAUGCCUGGUGUUCUCAUGGUUGAGGCACUGGCUCAAACUGGCGGUAUAGUUAUGCUGCAACCAGAGGUGGGAGGCUCUCGCGAAAAUUUCUUCUUUGUUGGUAUCGAUAAAGUGAGGUUUCGAAAACCUGUGAUCGCAGGAGACACAUUGGUCAUGCGAAUGACUCUUGUCAAGUUGCAGAAGAAGUUUGGAAUUGCCAAAAUGGAAGGGAAGGCAUAUGUUGGGGGGGAAGUCGUCUGCGAAGGCGAGUUCUUGAUGGCAAUGGGCAAAGAAGAAUGAAAAAUUUUCUCUACCAUGUCGGUUGUUAUGAUGCUCGCGGUUUUGAUUUAUUUCUUACUUUUUGGGAUCAAAAUUUGAGAGUUAGGAUUUUGCACUUCCAGGAAUAACUGUUUGAUAUCAUGCUUCACUAUAUAUCUAUGGAUUUCAUUGAAGCAGUAUUAAUCUUAUGGUCUUCUUCAUA